Molecule: messenger RNA, 2150 nt
Organism: Prorocentrum cordatum
Lineage: Eukaryota; Dinophyceae; Prorocentrales; Prorocentraceae
Source: the annotation of a GenBank genome assembly
CGCGCGGCCCACGGGGGCCCCGCGGGCGGCGGCGCCGCCGCCCGGCACGGCCGCCGCGGCCAGCGCGGGCACGCGGCCCGCUGCAGCCGCGGCGGCGGCGCUGCCGGGCGACCCGGCCGACGCCGCAGGGCGCCGCGACGGCGGGCCGGCGCGCCGUGCCGUGGCCUGCGCGGCCGAGGUCAGUGCCUGCGGCCGCCGCGCGCAGUGGGAACGGGCGCUGCGGCUGCUGGGGGUGGCCGCUGAGACCGACGCCGUGUGCUGGAACGCGGGGGUGGCCGCCUGCGCCCGGGCCGCACGGUGGCCGUGGGCGCUGCGGCUGCUGGCGGAGGCCGCCGCGCGGGGGCUCCGAGCUGACCUGGCGGGGUGCAACGCCGCCGAUCACCGCGCUGGGGCGGGGACGCCGCUGGGACGCGGCCCUGCACUGCUGCGGGGGCUCCCGGACCGUGGGCUCCGCCCAGACACGAUCAGCCACAACGCCGCCCUGGCGGCCUGCGAGCGGGCGGCCCAGUGGCCGGCGGCGCUGCUGCUGCUGGACGACAUGUGGGCCGGAGGCGUGGCGGCGAGCGCGACAAGCUGGAACACGGCCUCCAGCGCGGCAGCGAGCGGGAGCGCGUGGCAGGUAGCGUUCUGGCUGCAGGACCAGGCGGCGCUCUCCCGGGGUCUCCCCGACACGGUCGGCGUGAACUCCACCAUCGCCGCCUGCCAGAGGAGCAUGCGCUGGGAGCUGGCCCUGGCCACCCUUCGCGGCAUGCGGCGGUGGCGGCUCGCACCAGACAACGUGAGCUACAGCGCCGCGAUGAGCGCCUGCACGGGUCGCAGGAAGUGGCGGCAUUCGCUGCGCCUCUUCGGGCGCAUGCACCUCGCGGCGCUGCGGCCGGACGCCGUCACCCGGGGUGCGGCCACGAAGGCUUUCGAGAGCGCUUCGUUGUGGGCCCGCGCCACGGCGCUACUGCCUCUUGUCGCCAAGGGUCGCCGCGCCACCGCCUCUGCAGAGGACGGCGCCAACGCAUCGAGCCUAUCGGCCGCACUGAGCGCAUGCGCCAAUGCCACCCGCUGGGCCGAGGCGGUCCAUACGUUUCUUGCCACCCGCUCCGCUGGCGAGGGGCCCGACGUGGCGAGCCUGAACUCCGUCCUGGAGUCAGUGGAGAGAGGCGCCCGCUGGCCCCUCGCGCUGUGGCUCCUCCAGGGCGCCGGAAGGCAUCGUCUCGCGCCUGACACCACCAGCCACAACAUCGUGCUCCGGGCAUGCGCUCGGUGGUCGGGCUGGUCCAGGGCCCUCCUCCUGCUGCUGCGAGGCGGGCGGGCCUCGAGCGCCUCCCACGUGCUCGCCACCGUGCUCCAGAGCUGCGAGCAGGCCUGCCAGGCCCGCGCCGCGCUGAGGGCCCACGCCCUGCUGCGGGGCCACGCGUUGGCGGGCGCACGCGCCAGCGAGACUCUCGCCGCGCAGCUGUGGCGGACGCGGCCGCAGUCGUCCGCGAGGGCGCGGAGGCGUCCAGAGCUGCACGCGCCGCCGAGCUCGCCGCCCGAGCCGCUGCCCGACCUCGGGCCGCAGACGCGCGGGGCGCUGGAGCGCCUGCGCGCGAGGCGAGGGGGCUGACGAGGACGCUGCGCGCCGUGGCCAUGGCUGGCGCCGGGCCCUGGCUGGCACCGGCCGCGCGCUGGACCGCCCUGGAGGCCCGAGCAAACACUUCGGGACCCGCGCGGUGGCGAUGGAGCCCUUCCAGGACCACCUCCGCAUCGGUGGUCGCGGCGGCGCGCCGUCCUAACUUAUGAGGUGCGUCCCUCGGUGCCCGUGAACCUCGCCGUCUUCUCUGGGGCGAGUGCACAGGCGGCCGCAGGCCGCUCGGGAGGAGGAGGAGAAGCGGAGCGACGAGCGCCACGGACUCUGCUCGUCCGCGGUCGGCAAAGAUCUUGUUCCGGCCGGCGUGCCUGACCUCGAGAGAGGGGGGCCUGCCCUUUGUGUCCACCCAGGGCCGCUUCCCAGCUGCCGCGAACUCCAGGCGAAAGGCCUUGCGAGCAGAUUCCGUGGUCGAGCUCCCGGAGGGCGGCGCGGUCUAGCAAGAGGUGCACAAGAUCAUCCACGCCCGGCAGCGUGCCGAGCCAGAGCAGCGCUUGAGAAAUAUUGAGCAAGUUCAGCGGUCGAAAAAGAA